UUCCAACUUGAAGGCUUCUUUCUUUGUCUGCAUUGUGUGUUUGUGUGUUUUUCCACCUAAUCUUCUUGGAUUUUCUUGGUUUUACUUCUCUUUACUGUCUCGUCUUGUUACACAGCCAGCGCCCGGAGCGCCUUUUCUAUUCUAUACAAACUCGUCUUCUGGUGUCUUGCUGUUAUCAUUUUCUAAUUGCCUCUUGACCACUGCUGCCGGACAUCUUCAUAUUCCAUACAAGACCAUUGCAACAAUGUCCAAGGUCUACCAUUCCGUGCCCUCGGAUGAGGAACGAAGCAGCGUAGAUGCAGAGAAGUCUAUGCUGACUUUCAGGCGCGAGAGGGGAUCUGUCGCCGGGCUUUUGGAGAAGGCCAGGGCUCACUGGGCUUGGAUCGGACAUGCCGUCUUGCUCUCAACAUCACUCACCCUCUUCACAUUAUCAUUAUGCAGGAGAGGGCCGCAACUUACAGACCGCACAGUCACCGAAAACUACUCGUCAUAUUCACCGGUUGCCCCAAUCGUCAAGUACGAAACAGUCCGAUACAACCUCACGCCCAUUGUGGAAGGGCCAUAUGUUGGAUUUGGGGAAGAGGUAGACAAGGCCUGGGAGCGCAUCACCCUGGACAUGGGUGACACGUGGAUGACCGAAGAGGAAGUUAAACGCCUGGGGCUCCCGCUGGACUCACUCAAGCUCAAGCACCCCAAGACCGGCAAGGAAGGCUAUCGUGCGGCCGUAGAGGUAUUUCACCAGCUUCACUGCCUCAACUUGAUCCGUCAGGCGAUCUACAAGGACUACUACAAGGACCUCAAGGGUGAUGUGGGCGAGGCUGAGAGCCCGGAGGACCUCACAGGGCAUGUCGACCACUGCAUCGAGACACUGCGGAUGAAUCUCAUGUGCCAGAGUGACAUUGGCAUGUUCACCUUCCGACUGUAUCCCGAGUACGGCUACGCCGACGACGACUAUUGGCCCGACUUCAGCACGUUGCACACGUGUAGGAACUUUGAGGAUAUCAGGCAGUGGGCAAUUGAUAAUACUGCGUCCUGGGAUCACAAUGUAUGAUUGAUUGGGCUAUCAAGAUCGAAGCAGAUUGGCAGAUGAAUAAACAAGACAGAAGAACCGAAACAGUAUAUGUUCCAAAGAAAGCGCCAACAAAACAAAUGAUGUGGUAAUUACAUGCUUCCACCACAUGAUCGAAAAAAGCUUAGUUGCG
Pyricularia oryzae 70-15 is the source of this 1202-nucleotide messenger RNA. RefSeq lists its product as uncharacterized. Bases 245 to 1051 code for a protein of 268 amino acids. The transcript has 3 exons. Lineage: Eukaryota; Fungi; Ascomycota; Sordariomycetes; Magnaporthales; Pyriculariaceae. Gene Ontology annotation, biological process: mycotoxin biosynthetic process. The record is from RefSeq and is a predicted model, not a curated record.